GACAGACAGAAAACGGAUCGUUGCACUUUUAUCGGUGAAACGCUAAAAUUUGUACAAUACGAAGUUUUCUAUGGAUCUAGAAUAAUUUAAAUUGUACUUAUUACUUUUAAUUAUGUUUUGGAGCGGAAACUUUAUCGUUGUUAGAGAGUUAAACAAUCUCCUUAAAGAGGAGAAUGUAACACUGACUCAGGUGUUAGAGGCGGAUGAUAUACUGCAGGAAUGUAAGGCCGACAAUAAGGCGCUGAUGCUCUUUUUAACAAAAUCAGAAAUACUAGCAGAACUGGUAACACUGAUCACAGAAGAGCCACCCAAAAAUGUAGACUUGGCAUCCCAGUAUCGCCAUGCGCACAUUGCAAGUGAGGUCCUCACCAGUCAGCUAAUGAUGCUGAGUGACCGUCUCUCCAUGGAUGCAGUGCAGAUGAACAGGCUCUGCGACUUUGUCAACAAGGACCCACCGUUAAAUCCUUUACUUGCGUCAUACUUUAGUAAAACUAUAGAGAUGUUGCUUGAGAAAAGUCCUAAACAGGAUUGGUAUCUCUACCAUAUUGUGUGCCUCAGAGUUCUGGAUUUUUUCAAAUCAAGACGUGAUUUCUUGCCAAACCUUUUACGACAUAUUUCAACAUCAACUAUUGCGGACAUUUUCAAAUACUUUAUUAGACUUGAUGAUCCUUUUAAUAAAAUUAUUUUGGAGUGGUUGGAAGAAAAUCAGUUUCUCGAGAGUCUGAUACACAUAGUCUGUGGUACAUAUGAGCCUGAAGAAAUAAGACCAGUUACUAUGGCCGAUGGCUCGGAGAGAUCGCCUGAGCAAACUGAAAAGGGCCAACAGGAGACCAGCGAGAAAGUGGAAAUGAACCAUAAAGAUGAAGGAAAAGAGGAAAAUGAUGCUGCGAAAGACAUAAAGUCAUCAGAAGAGGAAUCCAAUAUAAGCAAGAGACGUAUAGCGGAAGCGGGGCGAGCGUCAGCCAACGCGGCGGCGUUGUUGUGCGACCUGCUGCUCGGCGCUUGCGCACCUCAGGGCACGAUGGCCAAGCCGCUGACAUCAUGGACGUUGGUGUCUCGCCUGCGGUCCGAGGAGUGCGUACGUCUGGUGCUGCAAUGCAUGUUCACCUCGCCCGCUGCUCUCCGCCGGCACGCCGUCGUCAACGGCUGUCAGCUGCUGCUGGCGCUGUUGCCGCACGACUCGCUAGCUGGUAACGGCAACGGGGGUGGUGGGGGUGCGGGUGGGGGUGAGGGGUCGUGGUCCAGCAGCAGUGUGCAGCGCGCGGUGGCCCCCCACCUGCCACUGCUGCACCAGGCCCUGCUGCGUCCGCCGACAUCUGCUCAUCUACAUCUGCCCACCAUCAACAACUCGAUUGAAAAUCCAAAGCCGAAACAAGAAGAUAAUCCAGAAGAAAUCACUGAAGGAGUAGAAGAAUGUGAAGAUGAAAAAAUGAAUGAACAGAAUAAAGAGAGUGAGGAGUACGAGAGCCACGUGGGCGUGGGCGAGGGUGUGGGCGCGGGCGUGGGCGUGGGCGUGGGCGUGGGCGUGGGCGCUGCGCGUGUCCACGUGGCCGCGCUCAUCGCCCAGCUCGCCUUCUCGGAGGUUGAAGAUGUACAUAAUGCAUUACUGACUUUAGGUACUGCAGGUGUCUUGAUAGACAUGUUCUUCGACUACCAUCAGAACAACUUCCUGCAUACACAAGUCUACAUCCUCAUACAUAAUGCGCUCUCAAAUAGAAUCUAUGGAGAGAAAUAUGCUAAACAUCUAAUAGAUGAGUGCAAUCUACUUACUAGAUUAAUGGAUACCUUUGAAGAAAAUGAAAACACAAAGGCUGGUGCAGUGAGACGGGGCAAUAUGGGACACGUGGUGUUGGCGCUGCGGCGGCUGGAGGGUGCUUCGCCCUCGGACUCCGCGGUGGCUGCUCGCUGGGACACCUUCCGCGAUAUCACACUACGUCCUCUGCUGCAGAGACAUGACACUCCCCUUGGUGGAUUCUAUCCUUCAGAAAACAUCUAUGAGUUUAAUGAGGCGUCCAGUGUUAAUGAAAAUAUAACAGCAGUACAACUUGCUUGUGAUAAUGCGUCAAACGAAAAGAACUUCUUAGAAGUGGCAGGUCAACGUUUCGACGAUGAUAUGUGGGAGGACACCGUGGAAGGGGAUGGGGAGGGAGAGGGGGAUGCCGACAAUGAUAACGAGCAGGAAGGUGAGGCUGACCCUGACCGCGUCAGGGAAAUACUAGCUGAUGUCUCACCUUGGGACACGGCUGAUGAUAACGCAACCGAUGGCACCGAAUGGGCAAAUUUUGGCGAUGUUUUCGCGACGCCAAUUGAUCCGUUCGCUCCUGUUGGAGAUACAUCGCCCUCACAACAUCAGCAUGCGUUCGAUCAACAAGAUUUUACACCAUUUUGGCAUUAUAAUGACACUCAUAAUAAACAUUCAGAUGCGAAUUGUCAGACCGGUUUGGACCAAUCGCUGCAAGCGCUAAGCUUAGGUGGCGAUUUCAAUGUGAAGCCGAUGGAUGAUGCAUCCACCGCUGAGCUGACUAACAACUUGCUGACGGCCAUGAGCUCGAUGACGCCGGACGUCAUUGCAGACAUUGUUAGUGCGAUGCCGCAACCUGAUGAACAUUUGGACGGUGGACUAGUGGCGCCUCUAGAGCUAGUUCAGUCUCUUCCUGAGCCACUUGCCCAGCCUAGCACCGAGCCUAGCACCGAGCCUAGCACUGAGCAGAGCACCGAGCAGAGCAGAGAGGAGCCAUCUGCCGAUAGAUGAUCUUAUAUGGUGAGUUAGCGGUACGCCGCGCAUUACCUGUCGCGGUGCGAUGAUUGCGGACUAUUUUGGGACGCCAACACAUUUUAGUACUUGUGAUAACUACUUGUAAUCAUUAUUUUUCAUUAUCUACCGGUUUUAAUAUUUCAAAUUUAAAUUACAACAUUUUUAUGAUAUACAGUAUACCAUGUUCUUAAAUUUGUCUCGAUCUGUUCCUAAUACGUACAAAAGUCAUUUUUAUAUA
Messenger RNA from Papilio machaon (common yellow swallowtail), 2993 nucleotides. RefSeq names its product serine/threonine-protein phosphatase 6 regulatory subunit 3-B (gene fmt). The record is from RefSeq and is a predicted model, not a curated record. NCBI's taxonomy places the organism in Eukaryota, Metazoa, Arthropoda, Insecta, Lepidoptera, Papilionidae. The coding region runs from base 113 to 2752 and encodes 879 amino acids. The transcript has 18 exons. Gene Ontology annotation, cellular component: cytosol; nucleus. Gene Ontology annotation, molecular function: protein phosphatase binding; protein phosphatase regulator activity.